Propithecus coquereli (Coquerel's sifaka) is the source of this 2279-nucleotide messenger RNA. It is a transcript of the gene CLK4, whose product is annotated as CDC-like kinase 4. Gene Ontology annotation, biological process: regulation of RNA splicing; protein phosphorylation. Gene Ontology annotation, cellular component: nucleus. Gene Ontology annotation, molecular function: protein tyrosine kinase activity; ATP binding. The transcript is spliced from 14 exons. NCBI's taxonomy places the organism in Eukaryota, Metazoa, Chordata, Mammalia, Primates, Indriidae. Bases 1056 to 2279 code for a protein of 407 amino acids. The record is from RefSeq and is a predicted model, not a curated record.
AUUUUGUAGGGUGUUUGUCGCAGCUACUGGAGACGGGAGACGGUGGUUUGGCGACAUUUCUCUGCCAAAGGGUCAUUUGCUUUUGCGGAGAUGCGGCAUUCCAAACGAACUCACUGCCCUGAUUGGGAUAGCAGAGAAAGCUGGGGACAUGAAAGCUACAGUGGAAGUCACAAACGAAAGAGGAGAUCUCACAGUAGUACACAAGAGAACAGGCAUGGUAAACCACAUCAUCAAUUUAAAGAAUCUGAUUGGACAUGUGUGGAAAUAAAAAUGAAUGCCUAUACCCUUGUCAGUCUUGGCUAUUUUGAAAGGCUACAGUGAAAUAUUCACUGGGCAUUCAGUGAAUAUUUUUAAAAAUUAAAUCAAUCUGUUGUCCUGUCUACCCUGUCCACAGCCUGUGAAAUUCUGUAGACUUUGUUUAUAUAAUCGCUCAGCCUUGGUCAUUGGCCGUUAUAGAUUGAAGAGACCUUCAUCUUUUUAGUUUAUCCUCAUGGUAUUGUUUUACCUCAUGUUUUGUUAUCCUGUAGAUUGUUUAUGGAUUAUUAGUAGCUCUAACUUCGUGCAUUAUUCUGGCUAAAGAUUUGUUAGUGUUAGUUUUUUCUAGCAGAUUUUGGACUUUUAUGGGAAAGAUGCCUUACAGAAUUAAACAGGAUGCCCUCAAGAGUAUGCUCAUUUCUAGCUUCUUAUAUUGUAGAUCUCUUUCUGACAGUUCCAGGCCAACUGAUCAAAUGCCUGACCUAUACCCACAGUGUUACCCUGAUGUCCUGAGUUCUCCAAUGGAUAGAACUUAAGACUGACACUAGGCAAAGAGAGGAGGGUUCCUGCAUCUCCCCAGCCUGCAUUUGAUGAUAGCCCUGUUGGGUAGGAUUUAUAAAGAUGCUUCUAUUUCUUUCUGCCUAAACCAGCCCCCCUGGGAAAAAAAGGACAGCAUACUCUGGGAAAGGAAAGGGGUUGGUGAGGGCAGUUAGUCGACAUCUGUCACUCCAUUGCUUGUUAGGAUUAUUUUAGCCGAUUUGUCUGACUGGGCAGGUGUCCCCUCUCUCCCUCAGUGCUCCAUGUGCAUCCCUCUUGAAGCUUCGCACUCUGUUGAAGAGGACACUCAUCCCAGUCAUUAUUUAGAAGCAAGGUCCUUGAAUGAGAGAGAUUAUCGGGACCGGAGAUACGUUGAUGAAUACAGGAAUGACUACUGUGAAGGAUAUGUUCCUAGACAUUAUCACAGAGACAUUGAAAGCAGCUAUCGAAUCCAUUGCAGUAAAUCUUCAGUCCAAAGCAGGAGAAGCAGUCCUAAAAGGAAGCCUAAUAGACACUUUGGUUCAAGUCAUCAUUCACGUUCGAAGAGCCACCGAAGGAAAAGAUCCAGGAGUAUAGAGGAUGAUGAGGAGGGUCACCUGAUCUGUCAAAGUGGAGACGUUCUAAGAGCAAGAUAUGAAAUUGUGGACACUUUGGGUGAAGGAGCCUUUGGCAAAGUUGUAGAGUGCAUUGAUCAUGGCAUGGAUGGCAUGCAUGUAGCAGUGAAAAUCGUAAAAAAUGUAGGCCGUUACCGUGAAGCAGCUCGUUCAGAAAUCCAAGUGUUAGAGCAUUUAAAUAGUACUGAUCCCAACAGUGUCUUCCGAUGUGUCCAGAUGCUAGAAUGGUUUGAUCAUCAUGGUCAUGUUUGUAUUGUGUUUGAACUGCUGGGACUUAGUACCUAUGAUUUCAUUAAAGAAAACAGCUUUCUGCCAUUUCAGAUUGACCACAUCAGGCAGAUGGCAUAUCAGAUCUGCCAAUCAAUAAAUUUUUUGCAUCAUAAUAAAUUAACCCAUACAGAUUUGAAGCCUGAAAACAUUUUAUUUGUGAAGUCUGACUAUGUAGUCAAAUAUAAUUCUAAAAUGAAACGUGAUGAACGCACACUGAAAAGCACAGAUAUCAAAGUUGUUGACUUUGGAAGUGCAACGUAUGAUGAUGAACAUCAUAGUACUUUGGUAUCUACACGGCACUACAGAGCUCCAGAGGUCAUUUUGGCUUUAGGUUGGUCUCAGCCUUGUGAUGUUUGGAGCAUUGGUUGCAUUCUCAUUGAAUAUUACCUUGGUUUCACAGUCUUUCAGACUCACGAUAGUAAAGAGCACCUGGCAAUGAUGGAACGAAUAUUAGGACCCCUACCACCACACAUGAUCCAGAAAACAAGAAAACGCAAGUAUUUUCACCAUAACCAGCUAGAUUGGGAUGAACAUAGUUCUGCUGGUAGAUAUGUUAGGAGACGCUGCAAACCAUUAAAGGAGGUUGGCCCCUUGGCCCUGUAG